Messenger RNA from Bactrocera dorsalis (oriental fruit fly), 875 nucleotides. RefSeq lists its product as uncharacterized. Lineage: Eukaryota; Metazoa; Arthropoda; Insecta; Diptera; Tephritidae. The coding region runs from base 79 to 681 and encodes 200 amino acids. The transcript has a single exon. The record is from RefSeq and is a predicted model, not a curated record.
ACCAGCAGCCGAGCCAUUAGUUUUGAACUUGAUCUUGCUUAUUGAUUAUAUCGAAUUCGGCUUGAAUUGGUUGUUGCGAUGAAACCGUUCACUUGUAUUGUGGUCAUUGCGGCCGCACUUAUUGCCUGUGGUCAGGCGCAUAGUGUACAGAAGCGUUCUUUGGGCGCCCUGCUGGGAGGAUUAGGCGGCGGUGGCCAAGGCGGUGGUUGGAGCAGUGGUGGCGGCGGCGGUGGCUGGAGUAGUGGUGGCGGUGGCGGCGGCGGUGGUGCUGGCGGUAUUGGCGCCUUGAUUCAGCAGAAACUGGGCGGUUUGCUCGGAGGUGGUGGCGGCGGACGCGGCGGCGGUGGCGGCCAGGGUGGCUGGAGCGGCGGCGGCGGUGGUGGCGGCCAUGGCGGCUGGAGCGGCGGCGGUGGUGGCGGUCAUGGUGGCUGGAGCGGCGGUGGUGGUGGCGGUCAUGGUGGCUGGAGCGGCGGCGGCGGUGGCUACUCAGGUGGUCAUGGCGGCGGCGGCAGCAGCAAAGUCAUCAUCGUUAAAGUUGUCAACGCUGGCGGCUCAGGUGGUGGUUACGGCGGUGGCCAUGGAGGCUGGAGUGGUGGCGGCGGCGGUGGCGGCUAUGGCGGCGGUCAUGGUGGCUGGAGCAGCGGCGGUGGCGGUGGUUGGGGCGGCAGCGGUGGUUGGUAAAUUAUCAAUCACGCCAAGUCGUCGUAAAAUCACCACACCAACAACAAAGUACACAGUUAAUUUAAGUUGUUAAAGCAAGCAGAAGUUUCAUAGGCUUAAGCAUCACCUUUAGACAUAGGGUUCGUUCACUCAUUUGAUGAAAUCAAAAAGUUCAUUGGAAUUUGAAUAAAAUUUCGUUAAAAAUGUUAAAAAUA